This is a messenger RNA of Spirodela intermedia, 1099 nucleotides long. Lineage: Eukaryota; Viridiplantae; Streptophyta; Magnoliopsida; Alismatales; Araceae. The record is from the annotation of a GenBank genome assembly.
AUGAGACUUAGUCCCUUUGCCUUCAGGAAAAAAGGUGGUUGGCUGCAAGUGGGUAUAUGCUCCUAAGUAUAAACCUAAUGGAACAUUGGAAAGAUACAAGGCAAGGUUGGUAGCUAAAGGCUAUUUACAAUCUAAUGGAAUUGAUUAUUUUGAGAAAUUUGCUCCUGUUGCAAAGUUAAAUACCAUCCCGAUACUUAUAGCAUCGACAGUAAAUUUAGGAUGGGAAAUGCAUCAGCUUGAUGUGAAAAAUGUAUUUCUUCACGAAAAUUUGGAGGAAGAAGUAUAUAUGAAUGUACCUCUAGGUUACACAUUUACCCAUCAAAAUAAUGUUGUUUGUAUGUUGAAGAAAUCUCUAUAGAGUUUAAAACAAUCACCCCGAGUCUGGUUUGAGAGAUUCACUCAAGCCAUGAAAGGAUUUGGGUACAUAAAAAGCAAUGGGGAUCACACUCUCUUCAUUAAGCAUGGUGCCCAAAACAAGGUUACAGCCUUAAUUGUGUAUGUAGAUGAUAUCAUCAUAACAGGAGAUGAUACUGAGGAGACUAAAUGCCUUGGCCAAAAUCUAUCUAGAGGAAUUUGAUAUCAAAUCCCUAGGAAGGUUAAAAUAUUUAUUGGGAAUUGAGGUUGCAUAUUCAAAAGAAGGUGUAUUUCUUUCACAACACAAGUAUAUUCUUGAUUUACUUCAAGAGACUGGAAAAUUGGAGUGUAAACCUGACACUCCACUUGAUCCCACCUUAAGUUUGGGAGAAGGUAAAGACUCUAAUCAGGUGGAUAAAAGCUCAUAUCAACAGUUGAUUGGGAGGUUGAGGUACCUAAAUCAUACCUGUCCAGAUAUAAAUUUGCAGUGAAUGUACUCAGUUAGCAUAUGAAUGAUCCAAGGGAGAUACACCUACAGGCAACAUAUCAAGUGUUGGCAUAUCUAAAGACAAUAACAAGGCAGGACAUUCUAUUCAAAAAAGGAGGGAAACAAUCUAUUGAAAUCUACACCGAUGUUGAUUAUGCAAGGUCUGUUAUAGAUCGCAGAUCAACAUCGGGCUAUUGUACAUUUGAUUGUAGAAAUCUUGUGACAUGGAGAAGCAAAAAGCAACAAGUAGUUGCAUGA